Messenger RNA from Fonsecaea erecta, 2514 nucleotides. RefSeq lists its product as hypothetical. The record is from RefSeq and is a predicted model, not a curated record. NCBI's taxonomy places the organism in Eukaryota, Fungi, Ascomycota, Eurotiomycetes, Chaetothyriales, Herpotrichiellaceae. Gene Ontology annotation, cellular component: cell septum; cytoplasm. The coding region runs from base 1 to 2514 and encodes 837 amino acids. The transcript has 2 exons. Gene Ontology annotation, biological process: positive regulation of G2/M transition of mitotic cell cycle; establishment of cell polarity.
AUGUCAAACGACCAUGUUGGCGCACAACCAAACGGCGUCUCCCGGAGGUCCUCUGGCCAGGUUCACUCUUGGGACCACCGUACUCCCACAUCUUCGUCGCCUGCAUCUGGCUCGAGAGAACGAUCACCCUCCGAUACCGCCACCUCUCCCUUCCCUUUAAAUGAUAUCGACUAUGAGUCCAGUCCGGCAGGCCUGGCGCAGGAGCUGAGCAAUCUACAAGCCUUGAGACGCAUGUCAAUGCACAUGGGCGCCACCGAUGAUCCGGAUCUUCCACAACUGAGUCCAGCUGGAAUGCCCAGUGCCCCAUCUCCGACUUCCAGCGAAGACGAUUCCUCAAGAUUAUUCUGGGUGCCGGCUCGAUUGCACCCGGAACUUGCUCCGAAAGAAUUCAAGACCUUUUUGGAGAGCAAGGCGGAGCAAAUCAGAAGGAGAUCUGGCGAACUAUCCGCUUUUGCAAGCCCCUCGUCCUCCCGAUCUUCCUCCUUGAGUGCUGAAGGAGGAAGCUCUGGCUUGCGCAGGAAGAAGUCUAUGCUCUCUCGUCAGAUUGAUAGCUCUGUGGGAUAUCAAGAUGGUGCCGACCGGUUAGAGAGGAAGAGAUCACUGUCGCGCCGGACUGGCCCUCAGGACCCAAACCUGCAAGAGCUGGAAACGUUGGUCGCAAAUACGCCGGGGUUGGCAAAGCAGAGUAUAGAGCCUUCCUCAGAAGAUGAUGCCCCAGAUAUCAUACUUCCGUCAGUCCCAGGAAACAGCCUCAAAAGGUCCACCAGAACAACUUACAGACGAGGCGGGAGUGUGAAGGGAAGGGGGGACCGCGGCACCUAUGCUCAACGUGCCGCGAGAAGGGCUGCGGCUGGGAGCCCCUCAAGCAGCAGACCUGAGUCGCCCGACUCCAGCGUUCCGUCCAUCCCUCCGCUGCCGAAUCUAUCUAUCGAGGGCCCCAGCAUUGCGCAGACCUUCAAGGACGCGUCGAGCACAGCGAAUGCCGCAAGAACGGCCCCUACAAACUUCUCCCGACCUGCAAACUCGACCUCCAGCAGCGGAAGUUCUUCUGUGCCCACAACAUUUGAUUACACAUUCGGCAAUGACGACGACACGAAAAGACCGACCCCAGCUGGAAUACCUGAGUCGCGAAAAUCGCCACCCCCUCCGAAAUCACCUCCAUCUAUGAGCAUUUCGUUCGACCGAAAACCUGUGCCACAGAUUAUCGAGACGCCGCCUCCCGCAGAAACUUCUCCGGUUUCUGUCCAACCCCCACGCUCCUCUUCGAUGACGCCCCCACCUGUGCAACAACAACAGGCAGUACGGCAUCCUGAGAGAGUGUCUUCCCGAGAUGAUAGCCGGACACGAGCGAUUUCUCCGCAAAGGCCAUCAAUGCCUUCCAGAGGUUCCCUACCAAUAAUUACGCCACGAAUUACAUCUCCCGCAAACCAGAUUCCGCAACAGUCAAAGCCCCCUCAAAGUCUUGAACAGCCAUCUCCGUUACCUGGGAAUGACACGAAUACGAGCAACUUGUCAUUCAUACCGACCCUCACUGUGGACAAGAGAGCCGAUCAUAAAAAGAAGGAGGAGACCAAAAAGUCGAGCUGGAGUUGGUUGCUGGGCAAAGAAGAUGGAGAUAAGGAUAAAUCAGAGAAACCGAAGGCGAAAAUCUCGAAACCUCCACAGCAACAUGACAAUACUCGACUUGAUGUGCUCCAAACGUCCAUCGAUGGCGGCGUCAGGGGGCGUGAAAGCUUUGUACUGGAUCGGGAACACCUGAAGCUCGAUGAAGAACGCAGAAAGGAGAGCCAACGGAAAGGGUCCGGCAGUGACAAGAAGGAGAAAGAAGGGCUUUUCUCUUCGAUAUUCGGCGGGAAGAAGAGCAAGGGUGAGAAAGACAGCAGCUCCAAGAAACAUCGCGACCGUGGCCUGUCGCCCGAGCCGCCGUACCGAGAAUUGAAACCCGACAUCGACUAUAAUUGGACCCGAUUUUCGAUUCUGGAAGAAAGGGCCAUUUACCGCAUGGCGCACAUCAAACUGGCCAACCCUCGUCGAGCCCUGUACUCGCAGGUGCUCCUCAGUAAUUUCAUGUACAGUUAUCUGGCUAAGGUCCAGCAAAUGCACCCACAAAUGAAUCUCCCGACGAGUGCCAAACAGCAGCGGAAACAGCAACAGAAAGACCAGCAGCAGCAGCAACAGCAACAGCAGCAACAGCAGCCGGACGAAUAUGUCCAAUAUCAGCGGUAUCAACAACAACAGGCUCAACAACAACAGCCAUAUCAGGGCGAUCAGUCAUAUGGUCCCCAGCAGGAAUUUGCAGCCGAUACGUCUAAUUACGAUUAUGAUGCUGGCGGUUCAAGGCCAAGUUCAAGGGGAAGCAAGCACUCGGUAGAAGGUAAUGGCUCAGCAUAUGGGGGCGGCGGCGGUACAUAUAAUCAGUACUAUCACAACAAUCAACUACAAGAGCAGUUACACCAGGGGAAUUCGCGACACAGCGGAUCCCAGCUGGACGAUGAUGACGAUGACAUGUGGUAA